AUAUACCAUGAUGAUCGAAGCGAGUGAUGUCAUAUUUUCACACACGCUCGUAUCGCAACGGGGCCUUACGGGUAGGAAUGGACACACCUUUUCCCGCAGCGGUCUUCCGAACGAACCGAAGGUGAUUAUUACAAACUCGAACAUCAAAUUCAUCGAUAUCCAUCGAUAAGAAAACCAGAAAUAUUUCUCUACGAUCAAUGUGAUUAUAGAGUGAAUAACUUUUGACUUGGCAGUACAUGUUCUCUCGACAAUGAAGCCCCGCGCUGAAAUGACCAAAUUAUGGUAGCAAUAUCAAUGCAGUUCACACCGCUAGCUCUGGAUGGGUUGGUACAGUGACGUUGUCAGACGAUGAUUGGCUGCAAAUGUGAUUCGUCAUAUCCUCUAUAUCCAAUCAGAGAUUGUUCUACAUUGUUGCGACAUUACAUCAAAGGGAAUAACCUCAAGACCGGAAUGGCAACUGGUGAAACCUACCCCAUUGACGAAAAUCACCGUGAAAAUAAGAUAUCGAUGAAGGGUCCAGGUUUUCGUUUUGACGCUACAUUCAGUACGACGAAGUUCUCCUGUGAAGUAGAAAUCGUGCUGCAAAUGCAGAAAGAAAAGGAGAUCGUGACAAACAUGGAUGUACAGGAAGAAACAAAUAUCAGUGUGGAACUGGACACUGCUCCAGAAAAAACUUCGGGAUCAGGGACACUUGACGAAGAACCAAUGUCUUGGUCUUCUGUGGACUGAUGGAGGGAGACAAGGUUUUCUUGUAUUUUCAGAGGAUCAUCGCGGAUCACAUUUUUUUUUUGUUGGGAGAGGGGGUUGUAGGGUGGGUUAGACAAUGGAUCUGAUGAAACGAGACAAUGUUUUCUGGGAUUACCAGAAGAAUGAUCAUGAUCACAUUCUUUAAUUUGUAAUUUGGAAAGGGGGUGGGGAGGGGUAGAUUGUAAGACAAUGGAUCUAAUGAAGGAAGACAACACUGUAAAAACGUUGUUUAAAAUUUUGAGCACGUUGUUUCAGCCCGUCACUCUAACAUCUACCGUUUAAACUUUUUCAACAACUGUUUAAACUUUUUAAACAACUGUUUAACUUUUUUAAACAAGUUGUUUAAACAGUUUAAACUUGUUGUUAGAGUGACAGGCUUAAACGACGUUUUUUUGUACUGUGAAUGUUCCCUUGGAUUAUCAGGUCAGUGAUCGUGAUCACAUUCUUUAGUUGGGAGAGGGGAUGAGGGUGUAUGGUAUUAGAUUUGAUAGAGGGAGGAAAGGUUCUGUUGGAUCAACAGAGGAACGAUCGCCAUUACUUUACAAAUUGCAUAUAUCCACAAUUUUCUUAAAUAAACACCUGAAAUAUCUUACUAUAUUUUGCAUGUGCUGCAUUUAAUUGACUACGAUUUCCCCCAAUUAAUUACCAUACAUGUAUGAUAUGCUAAAAGCAACGCGUUUUUUUUUUCAUGGUCUACGCCAGGGUAUUUUAAUGGGAGGGGUGCCGAAACAUAAUUUUUACAUUCUUUUAUCCAUGUAUGUUCGACAGAAGAAAUUCUGAAACAUAUUUUGUUACAGAACAGUACAUUAUUUUUUUAUUUAAAAUAACAUUUAUAAUGCUCGCUGAAGUAUGUUGUUGUUAAAUAUUAUUUGUCUUAAUUAAUUUUGCAACGUUUAUGUGUUGAUGUAUUUUUUUCUUAUUUGUAAGACGUAUUUUUUUAAGGUUUAAUGGAUAAAUUAAAUUAUGUGUAAUGUAUAGUUCGUAUAAUUCAGUAAUUUAAUAUUUGUACAGCGCAUAGAGAGUCUCUUGACUAUUAUGCAUAUUAUUACAUAAUGUAAAUAAAAAAUAUCUUGUUCAUAUUUGCGUAUAAACAAUGAAAGCGGUACUCCAUGCUGACAAUAAUUUUAUCUACAAAAUAAAGUAAAAUUUACUGAGCAAAAUGCUGAGAAUAUCAUCAAAAUCCGACAGUAUAGCAAUAAUUUGUGAAAACAGUUUAUGCACAUCGCCAUGAAUAUUCAUUAGGUGCCACGAUGAUAUCACAUCCCUGCUUUCCCUUUUCCUAUAUAUGCUCUAAGAUGAAAUCAUAAUUAUUUCAGAUUUUCAUACAUGUUUAUAUGACAGCCCCUCCCCCGUAUAAUAAAUGAAUUGCAGAAAUAAAUAUUUCAUGCAUUAAAUCAAAUUGCAAUAUAUUUUUCUUUUUAGUUCUUUGAGGAAUAUUACAUCAUUAGUGUGCUUAUUGAAUAUUCAUAAAGACAUGCAUGGAAAUGAUUCACCGAAAAAAUGCACAUUUUUAAAAUGCCAUAAUGUUGAUAUUUUGCGCCCGAUUUUUGAUGAAAUUUUCAGUGCUGUGGUUGUCUGGUUUUUCUUUAUCUGUCCAAAUCAUAUUAUUUUCAGUCUGGAGUAUCCCUUUAAUAGGCUCUGUGUCGAUUAUUCAUAUCUAUACUUACUCUGGAUACAUUAUCAUGAGAAGGUUUAAUAUGGCGGAAGCGAGGUAAUUAUACCUUUCUUGAACGUGAAGUUGAACCUUCAUUGUGGUGUCAGGAAUGAAACAGUGACUGAAAUGAUUAAAAUAGUGAUAUAUUCCAUGUGAAUAAAAUUGCAAGUGAUUGCACAUUUAUUCCUCUUGAGUGUAAUCCAUGUGAAAUUAUGAAGCAAUAUUAUGUAAUAUUUUUAUGCUGAAUGUCCAAACAGCUGUCGUUUAUACGUUUGAAUAUAAAAUACUGGUAGUCGAGCUUAAUUCG
This is a messenger RNA of Lytechinus pictus (painted urchin), 2708 nucleotides long. RefSeq lists its product as uncharacterized. Bases 349 to 729 code for a protein of 126 amino acids. The transcript is spliced from 6 exons. Lineage: Eukaryota; Metazoa; Echinodermata; Echinoidea; Temnopleuroida; Toxopneustidae. The record is from RefSeq and is a predicted model, not a curated record.